Messenger RNA from Phialemonium atrogriseum, 1559 nucleotides. RefSeq lists its product as uncharacterized. The transcript is spliced from 4 exons. Lineage: Eukaryota; Fungi; Ascomycota; Sordariomycetes; Cephalothecales; Cephalothecaceae. Bases 92 to 1522 code for a protein of 476 amino acids. The record is from RefSeq and is a predicted model, not a curated record.
CUUUCAGAAAACAAUCAUGGCAUCCACCUGCCACAGAAUCUCACGCAGCUCUCUUCCCUGAACUUGAGUUCGCUUUGACCCCGACGUGGCCAUGUCGAUUCAUGACUCAUCUUCAGCGAUUAAGCCGGGUUUUGAUCCUUUCAUCGUUAGUACAUCCCUUGACAAGCCGGACGGGGAGACGCGCAAGUUCAUCCGCAGCCAUGUAAUGCGCGGGAAGAAUACGCGCAGGGGCAAACGCAGCAAGGCGCUAGCCCAGCGUGUUGAGCAGCGCAGGGAUCAGUGGCCCCCGAAAGAGAGAGAGCAAGGCGAAAAGCAGGAAGAGCGGGACGACCAGGAAUGGAUCCUCACGACACCCCGAAAGAUCGCGUCUGAGCUUUCUCUUUUUGGAUAUGUAACCGAUAUCAAACCCUAUAUGCUGGAUCUCAUUGCUCGAGCUUUCACCGUCAUCAAACCGGCAACAUACACAAUAGAGACCGCCCUUGUCGAGGGUACACGUGACCGUGUUUUCUGUUUCAGCAAUGUUUCGCAGAGCCCGGCCAUGAUCCACUCAGUAUUGUUCACUGCCCAGGCUUUCCACGACUUGACUAUCGGGGCUUCCUAUGGCAAGGUUGCCCAGUUCCACCUCGCAAAGACGCUUUACUACCUCCAACGAAUUUUAGAUGACGGAAACGAAGCGACAACGAACACCACCAUGGCCGUCGUGACAUCGCUGGCGACCGCAGCGGCCAUCUUCGGCGACCUUGAAACAGCUGCGAAGCACAUUGAUGGGCUGCAUCGCAUGGUUGAGUUGCGUGGGGGGUUGAAGUCCCUUGGCCAGGGGAGUAUGAUAGAACACAAGGCCCAAAGGAUUGAUCUUGGCCUCGCUAUUGGAACUGGAAGCAAGACGCGCUUCUUCCGAGAGGACAUCUCCUGGAGCCCCAGCAUUGCUCAUGGUAGGCCCGCGACCAGAUUUCCUGAACUGAGCUUGGUGCAUCCCCGGCCCGACCCGAGACUCUUAAACAUCUGGGCCGAUCUACGAGAAUUUUCACGAACCGCAAACGAGGCCACGGAAACCGGCGUCAAGAUGGCACCCAACAUCUUCUCCCAGCUCACCACGUCGGUCCCACACCGGCUGGUCAGUCUGCAGUUCGAUCCGACAUCCCUCCACGAGCUGUUGAGGCUGUGCAUGCUGGCGUACAUGAAGAGCGUCCUCAUCCAGAUCGAAGGCAUCGGGAAGAAGAUGGCAUUCCUGGCAGGCAGGCUGAAGACCGCGCUGCUGGCGCAGCAGCACCCACCGCAUCCCGAGGGGGCCGAUAUUCUCCUCUGGGCUUUGUUUAUCGCGGGCUUGUCUAUCUUUGAGGACUUUGACCGGGACUGGCUCCGGGCAGCGAUGGGGCAGGCUGUUUUGUCUCUUCGUCUCCGGACCUGGGAGGAGGCUAGGGUUGUUGUGAAGAGGUUCUUGUGGAUCGACAUUGUUUAUGAACAACCCGGAAAACGGUUAUUUGAGGAAUGGUUUGUAAAUAGCAGCCGAGAUGGGGGCUGAGAGCAUUUCAGGAACGAGUGGCUUGUGCUGAGGGAGG